Molecule: messenger RNA, 1026 nt
Organism: Rhipicephalus sanguineus (brown dog tick)
Lineage: Eukaryota; Metazoa; Arthropoda; Arachnida; Ixodida; Ixodidae
Product: acetylgalactosaminyl-O-glycosyl-glycoprotein beta-1,3-N-acetylglucosaminyltransferase
Exons: 1
Coding region: 1-1026 (341 amino acids)
Cellular component (GO): membrane
Molecular function (GO): hexosyltransferase activity
Source: RefSeq, a predicted model, not a curated record
AUGCAUGGACCGGUCAAGGAGUGGCACACAGGUGGCUGGGAGGUCCGCCAGUUCUGCAGUCAACUACUGGACACUCUGUUCUUCGUGCACGUCGCGCCGAGUUACUGGGAAAGCCGUAUACACCUUAGGGCCACACUGUUCGAAGAAGCCGCACGAGCAGCUUUCAACUGGACGGGCGUCUUCUUCGUCGGACAAGCCAAGGACCCCUUGGUCAACGAUUGGACGAAGCUCGAAGCCGAGGUGAUGGGAGACGUCGUGGUAUUCGAUUACAACGACACCUACUUCACCACCGUCUACAAGUUCGUCCGCGGCAUGCGGUGGGUGAACGAAUAUUGUCCCAAGGUGCGGAACAUCGUCAAGAUCGACCAUGACGUCGGCGUGGACCCAUUUGAGCUUCGGCGAUACCUGAACGAGAAUCUGCCACUGAAGAACAGCUCGAUCCAUUGCAACGUGUUGAGCUACACUGACGUAUUACGAGACGGCGGCGACUCACACUGCGUCCCGGAGGACCAGCUUGCCAUGGACUUCUACCCGCACUACUGUUCCGGUCUUUCCAUGAUGAUGACGACGGACACGAUGAGGAAGCUGUACAGGGCCUCGAAGUUUGUCAAGGGUUAUCAGAUCGACGACGCCUACGUGAGCGGACAUCUCGCCCUGUUGGCCAACGUUGGACACGUGGACAUUGACACAAAAAUGAGCUUCGAUACCUGGGAUGUCAACACCGAACGCAUGCUCAAACGUAAUGCGAUCUUCACGCACGAGCGCUCUGCCUACGGAAAUUCCGUUGGCCGGAGAGCGCAGUGGGAACUGAUGAUCUGGACGCAAAUGACAGAAACUCCUGGUAGACACGCGUUCAAUUCCUCUUGCCGACUGGUCGACCAGAUGUACAGGCGCGCUUUUCACGAGACGCGACGUGCCUUAGGAAGACGACUGCAGUUGCCGCCGCUUAACUUGUCUUCGUAUUUGCAAGGAAUGCCUUACGCGUCGUCCGCGCUGAGCACUAAGGAGUAUAAGAACGGACAGUGA